AUGAGUGAAAAACUUAUAUUUACACGAUCUAACCAAACAGAAAUUAAUGGAUUAAAAAAACAAAACGAAGAACUUAAAAAGAAAUGUCAAGAAUAUGUUGAAAUUAUGAAAGGAUUAUUAGAAGAAGUUGAACGAUAUAAAAAUGAUAAAGAAUUAAUUAAAUUGAAAGAAGAGAAUGAAUCAUUAAAAAAAGAAAUUCAAAUAACAAAAGAGUCAUGGAUGAAUGAUAUUAAUAAAAGAAUGGAAGAAAAAACAGAAUUAGAAAAGAAAAAUGAAGAAUUACAAGAAGUAAUUUGUGAGAUUAAUAAAAGAAAAGAAGAAGAAACGAAUAUGUCACAACUCAUAGAUAAAAUGAAAAUAUUAUAUAAAAAUUAUGUUGAUGUUGCAUAUGCAUUAAAUCCUGCUUAUAAAGAGUCAACAGGAAAUCCAAUGAGACUUUCAUUAGGAAAUACAGAAUUAUCAAUUUCAGAAAUUAAAAGAAAAGAAGAGACUAUAAAUGAUAUUCCAUUAGUACAUGAUUCGACAUAUAUUUCUAAUGGAUCUACACCAUUUGAAGAAUUAUCAUUUUAUAGAAAUGAUAUUAAAAUAAAAGAAGAAAAAGAGAUAAGUCCAGUAAAAAAUAAUAUUAGUAUUAUUGGAAUUGAAGAUAAUGAAGAAAAUAAAUUAAAAAAUAAUAUUAAUGAAGAAGAUGAAGAAAAAAAAGUAUUAGAAUUAAAUAAUCAAGAAAAAAAACCAAUUCAAAGAACUAAAACUCAUCCAAAAUCUUUAAGUAAAAAACAAAGUAUUGUUACAAUUCAUUCAUUAAAUCAUAAUGACAUAAAUGAUACUUUUCAAACUACUUUUGUAUCUGAUAAUUCUUCUAGUAUAAAUAUAUUAAAAAAGUCUAAUGUUAUUUGUUUUACUGGAAUUAAUGAUAAUUCUAAAUCAAAAUAUAUUUCAGAAGUUCAAAGAAAAGGUGGUAUUUUUUCUAAUUGUUUAGAUGAACAUGUAACACAUUUAAUUGCUUAUAAAAAAAUUACUAAAAGUUGUAUUGUAGCAUUAUUAAGAGGUAUAUGGAUAAUGCCAAUUGAAUGGCUUUUUUCUAAAGGAGAUUAUUUUGAAAAUGAAGAAUUAUAUGUGAGUAAAAAAGAAAGUGGUUUGGAAGGAAAAAAGAUUUAUUUUUCUAAGAUUUUUGAAUUAAAAAAAGUAAAUGUUGAAGUAAAAGAACUUAUUAUUGAA
Messenger RNA from Entamoeba nuttalli P19, 1218 nucleotides. RefSeq lists its product as hypothetical. NCBI's taxonomy places the organism in Eukaryota, Evosea, Mastigamoebida, Endamoebidae. The transcript has a single exon. The annotation marks the transcript as partial. The record is from RefSeq and is a predicted model, not a curated record.